This is a messenger RNA of Anoplophora glabripennis (Asian longhorned beetle), 1909 nucleotides long. It is a transcript of the gene por, whose product is annotated as protein-serine O-palmitoleoyltransferase porcupine. Gene Ontology annotation, molecular function: Wnt-protein binding; palmitoleoyltransferase activity. Gene Ontology annotation, cellular component: membrane; endoplasmic reticulum. The record is from RefSeq and is a predicted model, not a curated record. The transcript is spliced from 7 exons. Lineage: Eukaryota; Metazoa; Arthropoda; Insecta; Coleoptera; Cerambycidae. Bases 61 to 1470 code for a protein of 469 amino acids. Gene Ontology annotation, biological process: protein palmitoylation; lipid modification; Wnt protein secretion.
UUUGUUAUUUAAAUAUAUUUAAUGUAUUUGUAAUGUUUGCAACAAUAAUUCAGUAUAAAUAUGCCUUCAGUACCUGACACUUUCGAUACUGAAGAGUCUCUUGAUUAUGUUUAUGCAAGUAACGAAUUUUACCAAGAAACAUUUUUUGACGUAUGGGUAAAUUGUGUUGUUCCUUCCGGAUUAAGUAUAUUUUAUAUAGUAUACAAAGUGAUUUUGGUUAAUUUAUGUUUUAGUGUCAUAGUAUCAACAGGUAGAGUGCCCCAAACAGUAUUCCACAUUUUAUCAGGGUUCAGUGGUUUACUUUUAAUCAGCAGUCUUGAAUCGACAAAAGGAAAACUUUUAAUAUUUAUAUUCUUCACACAGUCAUACUUUCUUUUACAUUUGGGACGUGCGAUACAAAACAAAUAUGAUCCCGUACAAAAACAAGAUAUUAACAAGGUUCGAUACUUAGGCAAUUCAAAUAUAAUUAAAUACAUUUUGAUUACUACACUGGUUUUAUGUGAAUAUUAUUUGCUGGAACCUUCAACAUGGCUCGAAAUACGCGGAAUUGUCAUGGUAUUUACUAUGAAACUGAUUUCACUGGUUGACGACAUGGAUAAAGGCGUAACAAGCUUCCCGAAAUUUUCCCGAUACUUUGGUUAUAUUUUUUGUGGCGCCAACAUUAUGUUUGGACCUUGGAUAUCAUUUCAAGACUAUAAUGUUAUGUACCACCACCCCACUAGAAAGAAUAAAUGGUGGAUAUAUGGGGUACUGAGGGCUUUGGUUAUAUCCGUAUUUUUUUUGAUGGUUUCGAAUUGCUGGACAAGUUAUUUUAUCACUGACGACUCAAACAGAUGGCUAAUCGGAUAUAAGGAAGCGUUAUCGUUCAGGACAAGUCAUUACUUUAUAUGUUAUUUAUCUGAAGCUUCUAUGCUAGCCGCUGGUUAUAAAAAUUAUAAAAUUUGGUACGAAAAGAAUGAAUGGCGAUUUUUCAUAACUGACCCCUUCAGAAUUGAAGUGCCGAAUGCACUGGCAACUGUCGUUACCAAUUGGAAUAGGCCUAUGCACGAAUUCUUAAAAAGAUAUAUUUACAAGUCUUGGUUACCUUUGGGAAAAUUCUACGGGAUUUUAGCGACCUUUUUCAUGUCUUCAUUUUUACAUGGUUUCGAGAUUAAAGUCUCGGUGAUACUGAUAACAAUCGGUAUUUUUUCCUAUCUUCAGCUUGCCGUAAGGGAUCACCUUGCACAAGUUUUCGACUGCUGUAUAAGGGUAUACCCGUGUAAAGAAAACUGCACACAUAAGUAUAAAAGAAGCAGUAUAACAUGCAGAAUAAGCUUACUCGUAUUUUCAAUUUCUACAGUAUUGCAUUUAAUAUAUUUAGGUGUUUUAAUGGAUUCUUCUACACACGAAAUCGGUAUAUAUGAAAAAUGGAACAAUUUGUACUUUGUCAGUUUCUGGUUAAUGAUUGUGAAUAUAUUAAUUAUCAUAUGAGAUUAAACAUAUCAUUUACAUAUUCAAAAACGUGUAGGCUAGGACUGGGAACAAUGUAAAUGCAUGGGUCCAAGCUGUUUUUAAAAUAAAUUUGUACAAGUUUCAUUAGAAACAGUUUAAAAACUAUAAUUAUAUUAAUGUUUAAAGGGAAUUUUAUAACUUAAUUGCCCUGAUCGACUAAAUAUUUAGCUAAAGUUCCUAUUCCAAGCACUACAUCUUAAUUUGUAAUAAUAAGAUUUGAUAAUAUUAGUAUAAGUGUUUGUAUCGUUCAUUAUAUAUUUGUAAACAAUUUUGUACGUGUAGGCAGCAAUAAUACGAAGAGCAUUUAUUUGUGCUGAUGUAUAUAUAAUGUAUUCUUUCCCAUGUGAUAGAUUUAUAAUUUUUCAGUAUUAUUUUUCUCUCUUUUUAUUGAUAAGGGCUAAUAUACUCAAUUUUUUUA